This is a messenger RNA of Sorex araneus (European shrew), 2169 nucleotides long. RefSeq names its product endogenous retrovirus group K member 5 Gag polyprotein-like. NCBI's taxonomy places the organism in Eukaryota, Metazoa, Chordata, Mammalia, Eulipotyphla, Soricidae. The record is from RefSeq and is a predicted model, not a curated record. Gene Ontology annotation, biological process: viral process. The transcript has a single exon. Gene Ontology annotation, molecular function: zinc ion binding; structural molecule activity; nucleic acid binding. Bases 1 to 2169 code for a protein of 722 amino acids.
AUGGGCCAUUCAUUAUCUAAGGAACAGAGCUUUAUUAAGGAGUUCAAAAAUUCAUUCAGGGAAAGAGGAGUACGGGUUAAGAAAAAAGAUCUGGUAAAAUUUUUUUCUUUUAUUGAUGUUUCUUGUCCGUGGUUAGUAUUGACAGGUCCCGCCAUUGAUCCCCGUUCAUGGGAUAAGGUCGGGACAGAACUCAAUGAUCUUUUAAAUAAGGGACACGCCAUUCCUGAGUCUGUUUUUAGUUACUGGGCCUUGGUUCGUGAGGUAAUAGUCGGUCCUUUGAGGGAAACAGGAGGGUCUCACCUCCUCAGUCUGGUCUCUGAUUUCCUUCGCCUGACUAGGCCCCUUUCUCGUUCAAAUAUUGGAUCGCAGACUGACCCUCUCCCCCUCUCACCGACCCCCCAAAAAUCUUCCACUCCCUGUCCCUCCAUUAUUUUGGAUAUGCCUGGCCCCGAGUCCGACACUCUAGAUGAUAAAUCCCGGGCUCUCCCGGAAACACAGAAAUCUCUCUUCCCCGCUCUCACCUCUGCCCCUCCUGAAGAGCCCUCUCCUCUGGAACCUCUUGAUCCUACUGCUCAGGCUGAACUUGAUGCAGAGGCUGCUGCCUAUGAUCGUGACAGAUUUCCACCUGAUCUCUGGGAGCCUAAUAUCUACCUUUCUCGAGCCUUUAGAUAUCGUCCCCCUCCGUACGCCCCAGAGUCCUCUUUGAGCCUACUGCCUGUCUCUGCCUUACGUGACCUGUCUCGGACUAGGGCCGCCUUGCAGGCUCAGCUAGGAGGUCUUCGCCAGGUUCUUACCCUUCACCAAGAGCUUAAUGAUCUCACCUUGCAGGUUCAGGAGACCCAGGAGGCCUUAGUUAAAGGUUUCAAUCCCCGGAAUGCCAAAAAGCCCACUAAACAGAAGGCGCUCACCUUUCCCAUUUUAACCAGGUCUCGCGCCCAGCUGCUUCCAAACAGCCCACAGGCACCUGGCCUCGAUGCCGAGGGGGGACCACCGAAUGAGGAAGAAGGGGAGGAGGAAGGGGAAGAAGGAGAGGAUAAUGAGGCCGUGGCACCUGCACCCCCUGACUCCACCUCGCUGCCCUUUAAGCCCAUCUCACUGAAAGAUCUAAAAGAACUGCAUGCUGCAGUCAAAAAUUAUGGCCCCCACGCGCCCUUUACCCUUAAUUUUCUGGAAGGACUUGCUGAACCUGGCUUUCUAAUCCCAGCCGAAUGGCAUAAGGUGGCCCAGUCAGUCCUCUCCCGUGGGCAAUACCUCACCUGGAAGUCUGAAUUUUAUGAUAGGGCCGAACAUAUGGCAAGCAAAAACAGGAAGAACCCCCUCAGUCCCAUUGCCGCCUGGACGGCCGAUAAAAUCAGCGGCCGCGGGCAUUUUGCAGAUGAAGAAAAGCAGAAGAAGCUUCCCCCUGGGAUUCUUUCCCAAACAGCACAAGCUGCACUUACCGCUUGGAGAGCCGUUCCAUCCACAGGAGCGGUCUCUACACCAUUAACUAAGAUAGUACAGGGACAACAAGAACCCUUUGCUCAGUUUGUUGGACGACUGCAGGAAGCAGCAGAAAGAAUUCUUGGUCCUAACGAAGGCGAAGGGAUUCUAGUACGGCAUUUGGCUUAUGAGAAUGCCAAUGCUGCCUGUAGAGAGGCGCUUAGAGGAAAGGUUAAAGAUUUGGAACUCUCAGGCAUGAUAAAAUUGUGUAGUGACGUGGAUGGUUUUUCUCAUCAAGUUACAAGGUCUAUCAAUUUAGCCAUUGGGGCGGUAUUUCAGGGCCGGACAUUUACACCCCCUAAUACGUCUAAAUUUUGCUUCCGCUGCGGCCAACCAGGACACUUUGCUAAGGAAUGUCCUCAUCCACUUCCUGCUCCCCCCGUUCCAUUACAGGGGGACCGGCGAUCUCAACCACCCACCCUUUGCCCAAAAUGCCGUCGUGGAAAGCAUUGGGCCAAGGAAUGCCGGUCCUUAACGGACAGGGAAGGUCGCCUUAUUGUGUCUGGUUUUCCUCAAGGUUAUUCCCAGGGCCAGGGAAACGGGCGGAGGGCCCCUGCGCGGGGCCCUUACGUGCCUCACCCGCUCCAACAGGCUCCUCAGCGGUACCCAAUCCCCGCCCCGCGAACUCUGCUUCCCUCAUCUCAGGGACAGCAGGAUUGGACCUGUGUUCCUCCACCACCCGGAUUAUAA